Messenger RNA from Brassica oleracea var. oleracea, 1402 nucleotides. Its product is annotated as histidine biosynthesis bifunctional protein hisIE, chloroplastic-like. NCBI's taxonomy places the organism in Eukaryota, Viridiplantae, Streptophyta, Magnoliopsida, Brassicales, Brassicaceae. Gene Ontology annotation, molecular function: phosphoribosyl-ATP diphosphatase activity; phosphoribosyl-AMP cyclohydrolase activity. The transcript is spliced from 6 exons. Gene Ontology annotation, biological process: L-histidine biosynthetic process. The coding region runs from base 94 to 1314 and encodes 406 amino acids. The record is from RefSeq and is a predicted model, not a curated record.
GAUUUGAGAACAAUUUAGGUUUUCCUUCCGUUCCGUCACUCCUUACCGUAUUAAAUUCCGCCGCAGCUUUCGUCAACGAUUCACUUUGCGUUAAUGGCGGUAUCGUACAAUGCACUAGCACAGGCUUUACAGGCGAGAAGUAACUGCUUCGUCCCCAAAGACUUGUGCAUCAAGCAGAGAAGCAGCAGAUGCAGAUCCAGUGUCGUCGUAUUCGCUGCUUCUAAUGAUAACAACAUUGCUCUUCAAGCUAAGGUAGAUAAAUUGCUGGACGGCAUCAAAUGGGAUGACAAAGGAUUAGCUGUUGCAAUAGCACAAAGCGUUGACACUGGAGCUGUGUUAAUGCAAGGCUUUGCUAACAGAGACGCUCUCUCCACAACCAUCACUUCUCGUAAAGCUACAUUCUUCAGUCGAUCUAGAUCAGCCUUAUGGACUAAGGGAGAGACUUCCAAUAACUUCAUCAAUGUCCUCGAUGUUUACCUUGACUGCGAUCGCGAUUCGAUAAUCUACCUUGGAACACCUGGUGGGCCUACUUGUCACACAGGGGCAGAGACUUGUUACUACACCUCAGUUACACCUCAGUUAGAGGUGUCAACUGGGCGGGCUGACCAUAGGCUAGCCCAGUCCAAUUCAUCGUGGGCGGGGCUAUGGACAUGUCCAAUUAAUAAAUGGUCCAAUUGGAAAAAGACCAAUUGGUACAUGGUCCAAUUGGGCGAAGACCAAAUGGACAAUGAGUGUCCAUGGGCUUCCUUGAAAAAUAAUUAUAAAUAUUAUUGGAUGUCUAUGGGCAUGCCCAUUUGGACAUGGUCUCUAUUGGUUUUGGACAUUUGUUUGGACCAUUGUCCAAUAGGAACCAUCCAUUACUGCCCAAAACUGAAAUGGUCCAACUGGUCAAGCCCAAUUGGGCCGUGGACGGACCAUUUGACAGCUCUAACCUCAGUGUUCGAUCAACUAAACAAUGAUGAGGCUGCAGGAAACACGCUAGCAUUAACAACAUUGUAUUCACUAGAAUCAAUCAUUUCGAAGCGGAAAGAAGAAUCAUCAGCUCCUCAAGAAGGCAAACCAUCAUGGACUCGACGGUUAUUGACGGAUGACGCUCUUCUUUGCUCAAAGAUCAGGGAAGAAGCAGACGAGUUAUGCAGAACACUGGAGGAUACGGAGGACGCUUCAAGAACAGCAUCGGAGAUGGCUGAUGUGUUGUACCAUUCGAUGGUGCUUAUGUCUAAAAGGGAUGUGAAGUUUGAAGACGUUCUUGAAGUUCUUAGAAAACACUUCUCUCAGUCUGGGAUCGAGGAGAAGCAAAACCGCACAAAGUGACCGUUUACUAGUGUUUGAAUAAUGUUUUGUAUUUGCUAUAAUUCUCUUUGAAGUUAGUCGUAAGACCACUUCCAAUGGCUUAUUCUAA